Stylonychia lemnae is the source of this 807-nucleotide messenger RNA. NCBI's taxonomy places the organism in Eukaryota, Ciliophora, Spirotrichea, Sporadotrichida, Oxytrichidae. The record is from the annotation of a GenBank genome assembly.
AUGUUAGUACAAUUCUCCAACUUAUCAGUUACAGAUGAUAAUGAUAUUAAAGGUGAUUUUAACAGUAGCUUUAAGGAGCAAUCUAAAGUAUAAAAUCAGUAAUCACUUCAAUCUUUAACUUCAACUCAAAAAUAAAUAAUUAUGACAAAAACAUAUCCUAAAAUCACAGAACUAAUUGAAAAAAACUGGAAACUUAAAGAAAUCACUAAAUAAUAAGUUUUUGGCUUUAAAUUUUAAGAAAUAAAUCAAGAGAAUAUCAUUGAAAAUAAAAUAGCUUCAAGAUAUAAACUCAGACAAAAUAGAAUGUCAACCUUACAUAAUGAUAAUUACUACUAUUAAGAAUAUUAUAUGAAUGGACAGCUCAAUAAAAGUAAAACAUAAAAAUACCAAGAUCUUGAAAUUGUAUUCGAGGAAUAGUAUGAGUUCAACUUGACUAUUAUUGAUUAAAAUUAACUUACAAAGCUUUAGUAAUUAAUUGAAGACGGUUUUUAUUUGAUCCAAAAGAAAUAUGGGAUUCAAGAUUUUCAAUUAAACCUAGACUCAGUAUUUCCUAGCAUUGACUACAUAUUAUAUUGCUUCCUUCAUGAAGUUAAAAACCCUUAUGAAAGUAGCAAAUAGAACAAAGAUGUGAUAAAAAUUAAACUAGCCUAUAAUUACUUGAUUGAUAUUUGGGCCUUAUUUGAUUUCUCUCAUUUCAAAAAGGUGCAAUUGAUACUGAAGUUGCAUGAUGGGAAUGAUCACUAGGACAUUAUGAUUGAAGAUGUUUUACAUGCUUUUGAAAUUAGUGAGUUAAUAAAUUUAUCAUGA